Messenger RNA from Cladophialophora yegresii CBS 114405, 444 nucleotides. RefSeq lists its product as uncharacterized. The record is from RefSeq and is a predicted model, not a curated record. The transcript is spliced from 2 exons. NCBI's taxonomy places the organism in Eukaryota, Fungi, Ascomycota, Eurotiomycetes, Chaetothyriales, Herpotrichiellaceae. Bases 1 to 444 code for a protein of 147 amino acids.
AUGGCCGAUACGGUCCUCGAAAACAUGAAGCAUUACACACAGAAACUAUUGGAUGCCUACGCGGCGUGGGAUCUCGACGCCAUCCUCGCAGACAGGGCGGUAGAGUGCAUCUACCACGCCCGUCCGGAGACAGCAGGCAUGCCACCAAUGAACAACGCGGAGUACCGCCAGUGGUACACCACUGAGAUUAUGCCAUUGAUGAAACAGGGCAUCAAGUUUGAAGUGCAUAACGCUGUCUACGACGCCGAAGCGCACAAGUCGGUCUUGCAUGGCAUCAGCACGUCGGAAUCUGUGGUUGGACCGUAUCGGAAUGAGUGUAUCCUGAUCACGUCGUUCAACGAGGCCGGUGACAAAGCUGUCAAGAUUGAGGAGAUGUUCGAUAGUGCGUACUUUCAGCAGUUUAGCCAGCGGUUGCAGGAGUUCAUGUCCUCGCGGGAGAAGUAA